GAGGAGGAUCAAGCAAAUAAACCCUUGGGUAACGUGUGCAAAACAAGUGCUGUAAUUCUGGUAACCAUAUCCAGGCCUAAAGACCACAACACACCUUUUUCUGGAUUGAAACCUUGAACAAAUACGUCUGUGGGGGCAUCUGCCACACCGGUCCAACCUCCCCUGAAACCUGUACAAGCAAGCUACAGUAACGUAAGACAAAGCUCCUCUUUAUGGGUCAGUGAUGCAGUGGGAGUGACGCAGCAGCAGCCUCCAGUCCAGAAGACAACUAUACACGGCAGGACCAGGGAACCUCUGCCAGAACCGUAGUCUACCGGCAACUUCCAGACUGCAGUGAAGAGGGAAGAUGGUGAAGGCCUAAUCUAGGCCAAAGAGACUGAGCGGGAGCCGGGUACUCACUGUCCUUUCCUCCUCCAAAACAAACACCAGAGAGACGUCCACAGUGGCAGAGACAGGCUCAGCAAGACCUGCGCAGAGACAUUUUGGUAGGCAACUCAAAGUAUGAGUGCGGGCUACGGCAGUAACAUUGAGUGCUACUGCAGGGAUGAGUGUCUUUCUAUGCUAAGAGUGUAAAUGCUUAGAGAAUGAGGAUGAGGCCUACUCAGCCUUGUACAGCGGUCUGUGCCUCCCUGCUAAUUGGAGUCUCUACAGGCCACAGCCGAGCUUACUGAGCAUCGGAGGCCUGAAUAUUUGUCCCGUAUACAGAGUAGUAUCUGUGCGCUUUAAGUAAGGACAGUGAAUCAUUAACUGUUUUGAUUCCAGUUUAGCUUGAGAUGAGAUCUACUUUGAAUGUGAAUUUAUAAAAAUUAUAAUUAACAUAGAUGAUGGUUCCCAAAACUGUAAAGCAUGUGUGGCAGAUUAUUUAAAAGCACUUAUUUUAUUGGUUUAAGACAGAUGCAUUUCAGCGUACAUGCAUUAAUAAGGUACAUACAAAUUGGGGGUUAUUUUAUGUAAGAAGGACUUAAGGACGACAACACGGUGGACUGGAUCGCACAAAGAACCAAUGGUUUAAGAAUUAUUAGUAUGGCCGCCAUCAAAACCUGCAUUUACUAUCAUUGAAGUUACUGGGGACAUACACACUAAAUGUUACAAUGAUAAAACUUCUGUGUAGUUUCUUUAAACGCCACUGGUCUUCCCGACCUGGCUCAGAAAAAAACACAAAUAUACAGCAGUCAUCACUCUUUAACAUAAUGGCAAUAUUUUUGUUCACAUGAAUUAAUUCUUAUUAGUUAACUUGACUUCUUAUUAUGUGUUUCUUUGCUGUGAAUUUGAGAAGUUAUAUUAUCUUAUGAUUGGCAGCAGUCUCUGCAAAUAACAGUCAGCUGUGGUGGUUGCUGCAAACUCAUCCCACUUCAACUCCAGCCAGGCUCCCCCUUCGUCUCCCAAAUUUAGAUUUUAUGGCUCCAGUUAUAGAGUAUGCACUGAAACCACAUUUUGCCUAAUUACUUGGAUUGCUAUCUCUUUUUUUUGUUGUCGCACCAACAUGGCCCAUUGUGUACACCGGCUACUCCCCCAGGGCUAAUGUAGAGUUCUUCGAGGAAGCAGGUCUUGCUGUCAGCAGAAGACUGAGCUUGUAGUUAAUUGUAUAUUUAUGAUACCAACAUAAUGUGAUCACUUCAGAAAAGGGAACAGGACAAUAUCGCAGCUAAGACUUAGAGUGAUAAUUGAGUGUAAUUUAAGCGACUAAAGCACAAACACACCUUAUAUAGCUUGUUUUCUUCAGGGCAAUGAGUGACUGCAUGCAUAAUGAUAUGGCACCUGCUACUUUGUCUUUUAACGCCAACAGUGCAUCAAAUUAAAUGGCUUUCGAGAAGACCCACACGGUCAUAUGACUACACUCAGUUGUGCAAAUUAAAGAGCUGCUUCCGUCCUCGGAGGCUAGCGAGAGGCUCACAGUGCCACGUCGGGUUCAGCUUCCUCCCCUCCCCCUCGUCUGCAGUGCUGACGCAUCUGCUGCUUUUGCAUCAAUCAGCAGCCUCUAUAUAGGUAUACUGAGAGCACCCGCUGAUAGCAGGACUCCCUUUUCCCCCUCAGCCUUGCAUUUUAGUUCGCACACUCGCUGCGAUUGUGAGAAAAGGCAUCGAUGAACAUCUGUCCUGUGACUGCUGUUAUCCACAGUAGGACAGUAGUCACUGCCAUCUUCUCACAGGUUCUGCUCUGCAUUACCUAACCACAGUGACUGCGUAAGCACAGACGAAAGGCUUUGAUGUAAUAUGUUGCUGCACAGAUAGAGUGUGUGUGCACAAGCAUGAAGCAGAUGGUGCAGCAUUACGCAUUCAAGGUGCAUGUUGUCUUUAUGAGGGCUGUAGAUAUAUAGCCUUAUUUCAUGCAAAAGAGAUUUUUCAUUUUGGUCAACCUCGAUGCAUCGGGAUCUACCCGGUGUGGUGCUGGGGGAGAUUUAAUAUGUCAUUUGUUGUAUAGCGGAGUAUCCCCACGCUCUACGCUGCUACCAGCAAUGCAGCUGAGUGUGUUUUCUCUGGCUGUAGCAUCGAGCACAGAGCUGGUGUGUGAUGUAGCACCCAGCAUCUCUCCGCUCUCCCUACAGCCCUCUGCCAUGCUUAAUAAAAGUUGCUGCUUCCUGCUCAGCGGCUCCAGAACGAACGCUUCAGUUGCCCAGCUAGCACAAAGGCAGAAUCAUACUCCGGCUUAGCUACAUGGUGGAUAACCUGUGAGUUAUUCCUAUAGCGGCGGCGGCACAUUCAGAGGAGGGCAGGGCAGAUCUAGCCCAGGACCUGGGCUGCAUGGAUAGAGGCGAAGGACGUUUGAGCUGGAGUCAUCUGCACACAGAGAGGGAGGGAGAGGAAGAACGACGUCAGAGAAAGCUCUGCUUCUGACAACACCACUGUUCAGCGACCAUCAUAGAAAAAAAAAAAACUACUUUUACCUUGCUCUCACAAAACAGUUUUUUUUAUGUAUAUAUUGAGGGCUGUAGAAAAGAGAUACUGCAUGACACAGUUUCCUGUUUGCCCUGCAUCAUUCUCUCUGAUUUACUAAGAUGACUGUGGUGUCCCCGUGCACUCAGAACCUCAUGGAUAGUGCUCACCCUCACACCGUGCUCAGCAAGCUCAACGAGCAGCGCUCACAAGGCCUCUUCUGUGACGUUACCAUUGUGGUGGAGGACGUUAAGUUUCGGGCCCACAAGAACAUCCUGGCAGCCUGCAGCGGGUACUUCAGGAACGCUCUGACAUCUCCUGAGAUAUGGAGCUCCGGCCAAGUGCUGGAGCUGAGGGACCUGAAAUCUGAGGUGUUCGCUAGCAUUCUCAAUUUCAUCUACUGCUCAAAGGUGACGUCACCUGGUACAGAGGACACAGGGGGGCUGGUGGCGGCUGGAAAAAGACUCGGAAUUCCCUUUUUGGAGAAGCUUGCAGAACAACAAAGGCAGGAUGAAUGUGUUAAAUCCACAGACUCUGGCUGUGAGCCAGUGUCAAAAAAAGCAAAGCAGGAGGCUCCCAGACCUGAGGACAUCGACAGAGGGCCCCGCAUCACCAAUGCCUUCUCCAUCACUGAAGUGUGUCCUGGGAACAAUAUCUUUACCCCUCUGGUUCAAACCAAUAGGGAGAGGCAGUUACCAGAUGUGGGACCGCUCCCAUCAAAUAACCCAACAACCUCCUGCCUCAACAAGAACACUGAGACAACGCAAGCCCUCUUGGAGCACUCAUAUGCAGUAAUCAAAUCUACUGAAGGCAACGACAGCAGUCAGUGGGACAACAAGAAGGUCUAUAAACCAGCCACAUCUGAGCCAAAACAACUAAUUUACAGGAACGCAGGCCCGCUUAAAAAGCGCCACAGGCUGGGAGGAACUUUGUGUCGAAGUAUACUUCCAGCGCCAGCUGAACCGCAAAAAGAUAAACUAAAUACGAUAACCCCGACAUUAGCUGAUGGUGUUUCUGUAGCAGCACCUGUUGCAGUCAUGACCCCACCUCCACUUAUUUCAGAGGUAGAAACUGAAAAAAGUAUGGGGUCCGGGAUUCCUAUAGCCACCGACAAUGUUCAAAUGGAGUUAGGCCCACCAACCCUUUCCCCUCACACGGAGGACAGCAUUUCAAUUUACGGAUGUGGCCACUGUCCGGAGAUAUUCACAAAUAAAGCUCUUCUCGCCAUUCACGCAGAAGUACAUAAGAAGCGGUUUGUUAGUCAUUUGUUUUGCAAGUUUUGUCACAGAAAGUUCAUACACCUCAAACGACUGCGCAACCAUGAGCAUGUCUGUCCCAGAGCUGCAAGAGGCCCGCCUAAACUGGAUGCUCCCGACAUAUCAACCAAAGAGGCGGAACUCCAUUCAGAUGACGCGCCCAACGCGGAGAACAACGUGACACAGCUUCCCUCUGCAGACCUCUCCACACCUUACACCCCAGAGCCCCCACGAGUGGACCAAUCACAGCGUUCACAUGUUGAGAAGCCAGUGAGGCCAGGUGGCAGUCAGAGGAGAUACAACUGCAGUGUGUGUAGACGGGUUUACGUCACCUUGUCCAGUCUGAAGCGGCACGAGAAUGUACAUUCCUGGCAGAGGGCAUAUCCCUGUCACUAUUGUAAUAAAGUGUUUGCAUUGGCAGAGUACCGUACGAAGCAUGAAAUCUGGCACACAGGUGAACGCCGCUAUCAGUGCAUUUUCUGCCUGGAGACGUUCAUGACCUAUUAUAUCUUAAAGAACCACCAGAAGUCGUUUCACGGUAUUGAUCCCAGUCUUGCUGUGAAGAAAAAAUCGGCCAACGGUGGUCUGAAAGCCAGUGUUUAUCCAAUCAAACUCUACAGGCUUCUGCCUAUGAAGUUCAGAAAGAGACAAUACAAGACGUACAGCCAGACGUUCUCAGAGAGUGUUGAAAAAGAUGACGAAGCUUCAACGGAGAACAACUCUUUUAUCCCUCCAUUUGAAGAAAACGGUCUGAGCAGCAACCCCGAUGCCGUCUCAUUCCCUCUGACUUUCAUGGCAACACCAAAGAUGGUGGCACCUGUCAUGCCUCGCAUCAGCUUUGGCAAGCUAUGUGACCGGGAAGUUGACCAAAGUCUGAACAAUGACUUGGAAAUUCAGAGAGGCACAAGAAUAGAGGCUGAGAAUAGAGAUUCACCUUUCACCGACUACCACAGCACCUUCUCUUUGCAACCCGAGUCUCCUGCAGUGGGUUACAAAGACGAUCCUCCCGUACUAAGUAACUCAGAGCUCAUCAGUCACAAUCUGCCAUUCCUAAACUCUUUGAACACUGUUAAGAAGUUAAGCGAGUUAUCAGCUUCUGCAAAAAGAGUUGAGGACAUGACCAAGGAGAUACUUCAGUCAAGCACUGAGAAUCUGGCGCGCGAUAAAAAGAUGGGGGCGAAGACAGAAACGUAUAUCGCCAAACCUGCGUGCCCGGGUCCAUCUGUGGAUGGUGCUGCCAUGCCCCUCUGUCAGAUAACGGUGAAAAUAGGCAAUGAAGCCAUUAUCCGUCGCCGAAUCAAAGGAUCCAAGCUCUUCCCCAGAAAGAAAAGGACAUUCAGAGAACUGAGUGAGGAGGAGAGCCCAAGUCAGGGCCCGCCAACACGGGAAGACUCAGAGAGCCCCAGGCUCCGUCUGAGACAGGAAGUCACUUCUGCCACAGCGCCAGAGACGUUGGAGGAUCCCAAUGACUGCGACACCGCUGAUAUGCUUUGGCGUCCCUACUAUUCUUACAAAGCUAAAAAGAAAAGGAAGAAGUUGAGAUUCAAGCACGGAAAGGCCUUGUUUCAAGGUUAUCCUGAAACAUCUGGAGACAGAAGUGCUCCCGGCGAGGCCCACCUUGAUAAAAGUACUUGGCUGACAGAAGAGAGCAUGUCAGGUUGUAGUGGAGAGGGGAAACGCAGUCUCAGCAGGAACUCCAGCCCGAGGACCACCUACAACUGUGACAUCUGUGACAGCUCUUUCAUUACAGAGACAGGUCUGAGAGCUCACGUUAUUGGUUCCCACCCGUGUUUCUGCCGGACCUGUGGUAAACAAGGUCCCCCUGGUGAGGUGCCCGCCGGUGGUGAUUACAUCUGCAACCGCUGUAUGGAAAAUGGCUCCUGCUUUGAUAACACACCCCGGAGCCCCAACCCAGAGAAGAAGUAUCGCUGCUCCUUCUGUCCCCAGCGCUUCCUCUACCUCGCCACCAAGAGAAGCCAUGAGAAAAAACACCAGGAGACAAAUGAGGAGGGAUAUAAUUCGGACAACUUCACACCAUGUUCUAAUUACUCUGCACACUUGAAAGAAGACAAUAAACAAGACGACGUCAAAACAGAAGACGGCGACAAUCAGGGAGGCAUUGACAUAAAAAGUGAAAGGGUAGAAGAAGGACAUUGUUCCAUUGAUAAAAUGAAGCCUAAAAUUGAGGACACAAAUGACUCUAUGUCUUUGACUACCUACCAAGACAUGUCCAACAUUAAAAGUCCAUUAUCGCCUUGCAUUGAUCCAUUCUUUUCCCUGACAACCCCAAAGAUGAAACAUAAAAUGGCGAAAAAAGGGAUCAAUGCACAGCAUUCUAUGCAUCUCAUCUCAAAAAAGCAGGCUUGUGACAGAGACAGCAAUAGCAACCAGGACGUUUUGACGGGGCCAAGAACAUCCAGUCACAAUGAUCUGGAGAAGUCCUGUAAACUCUUUAAGAGAAAUGACUCUGAAAUGAAAGGUACCCAUGUUUCUAUACACAAGCCAGAGAAAUGGACAUGCAAAGAGGAGCCAUUUUUUUAAAGAUAGCAAUCGGCAAGAGAGAAAGUGAAUAAAACUUGACUUCAAGCCACUGCUUUUGGUUAGGAAAUGUAAGUUGUCAUCUUUGCAGCUGAGCUCAAUAAAAUGUUUAUGAAUCAACAACACUAAACAUGAGGAUCUAAUAUGACUCACAUGCUGUAAUGUCUUCCCUUCUAAACUCAAUGACUGAAUUAUUUUUCACCUUUGUAGAAGAUAUUUUUGGGAUAAUUUAGGACCUUCUGACACAGACUGUACUUUGCCCAUUGUCUAUGCAUAUAUGGCAGACUCAGUGACAUAACUGUACACAAUUUCAGAACAGGGUUUAGGGUGUUUUGGAGAACUGAAAAGCUUCCUAGUGUGGUCACAGCUUCACUUUUUAAAACAUGUCCAGAAUAAACAGUAUGAAUUUCACAACUGUCACAUUUCUGAAUCUCACGUUCAGUUGCCUGGCCAUGGUGAGUUGCACUUUAUAAAUAGACUAUGCUGUUCUGUUGGUUCAAGACUGUGAUAAUAAGUACCAUUGAAAUACUUCUAAUUUCUAAUCAACACAUGGAACCAUUGAGGUUAAAGUUACUUUUGUGUGCUUAAAAUGUAUAAAACAUGUAAAACUACUUAAAUAAAUGUUGUUGGUAUUCUAAA
Anarrhichthys ocellatus (wolf-eel) is the source of this 7306-nucleotide messenger RNA. RefSeq names its product zinc finger and BTB domain containing 38 (gene zbtb38). NCBI's taxonomy places the organism in Eukaryota, Metazoa, Chordata, Actinopteri, Perciformes, Anarhichadidae. The record is from RefSeq and is a predicted model, not a curated record. Bases 2996 to 6670 code for a protein of 1224 amino acids. Gene Ontology annotation, biological process: regulation of transcription by RNA polymerase II. Gene Ontology annotation, cellular component: nucleus. Gene Ontology annotation, molecular function: protein binding; DNA-binding transcription factor activity, RNA polymerase II-specific. The transcript has 3 exons.